AUGGACACGACGACCGGACCCCUUCCCGCGACCGUCCCCACGCGCCUCAUUGCACCAGUACCGCCACGCUACAACCUCCCCCGUAGACAUUCGCUUGCUCUACAGCGUACCUUGCCGCCCACCCGUCUCGUCUCGUCCGGUCCCUAUUGUUGCUUACCUUACCUUACCUCACCAUCCUCGACGCUUCGUCCGAACCUCGCCAAUUGCAUUGCGACAUCCUCAAGCCCGCCCCGCUCCAAACACUCCAGCCAGGCUCAAGUCUGUGACACGUCUGGCUCCAGCGCGCCCCGACAAGCCCAGCACACCAAGGCUCAGCAGCACAGGGGACGCUUCUGCUAUUUCGAAACGCCCGUCAUGGCGCGACUUGACUCUUCUACGGCCUCGUUGCCGCUCAAGUCUUUCUCCUCCUUCAAGACACUCGCUGCUGCUGCAUACAUCCUCACAUCGCUUCCCAUGGCUCUCGGUCACGAACACGGCGUCAGCCACAUCCAAGAGGGCGAGACCGUCUCGCAAGAACCCAUCGACACAAUACUAUGGAUUCAUAUCUUCAUCAUGAUGCUGGCCUUCGGGGUCAUCUUCCCCGUCGGCAUGGUCUUGGGCAUGACCAAGAACCGCUGGCAUGUUCCGACUCAAGUCCUCGGCUCCGCCCUCGCCAUUGUCGGAUAUUUCCUCGGCCACAUGCAUGGCGGAAGACAAUUCGUUGCCCAUAACGUCCAUGCCUCCUUCGCCAACUGGCUCAUGAUCAUCAUGGCCUCCCAGGUCGGCUUGGGCAUUUACCUCAGGCUGCAUCUCGAGAAGGGCAUCAACGGUCGUAUCCGCCGCUUCAUCAAGCCCGCCCACAGCAUCUUGGGCAAGGCCUCGCCAGUCUUGGCUUGGACGCAAUUCUUGUUUGGCGGCAUUACCUCGCUGGGUUUCUGCCAGGGCGACCAUCUCGGCCAGUGUUUGGCGCAUUUCAUCAUGGGUAGCGCCUUCAUUGCUUACGGAAUCAUCUUGACCCUGCUUCUCCUCGUUGGACAGCUGUGGGUGCGACGCAGUGGCCGAUCCCAGGAAUUUUUUGACAGCAUUGUUAUUGCGGCAUGGGGCUGCGUGAACACCUUUACCGAGCAUCGAUGGGGCACGGAGUGGGUCAGGAACGACUGGCAACAUACAACCAUGGGUAUUAUCUGGUGGUGUGCUGGUCUUGUUGGUAUCUGGCUCAGUCGGGACCGCGACGGAAACCCCAAGCGCAACUUCAUUCCCGGCUUCGUCAUUGGUGUCACUGGAUGGGCCAUGUCUGCCCAUCCCCAGGACCUUCCCAUCAGCGCCAUGACCCACAGCAUGUUUGGCAAGACCUUGAUGGGUGUCGGCAUUACCCGUGUUAUUGAGGUUGCCUUCGUUGUCAAGGACGGCGUUGGCGUCUCUGCCGAUGGACGCCAAACCAACAGCUGGCAGUUCAUUCCUGUCUUCCUUUUGUACGCCUCUGGCUUCCUCUUCAUGGGUGCCACUGAGGAGCAGAUGGAACUUGUCGCCAAUUCGGGUCUCGACCACGUGUCGUAUAUCCUUAUCCUCUACUCCUUCGCAUUCCUUCUCUUCCUUUUCACCAUGAUGCUCAUUCACCUGUUCGACCGUAACACCAACACCGAAGGCAAGGUCAACCUGGCGAAUGGCGUGCCCCUGGCCAACGGUCGCCCCGGUGAAACCCGUCAAGUGCGUGAUGCCGAGGAAUUCGAGCUCGAGGGCCUUAUGAGCGACGACGACGAUGACGAGGCCCGCAAAGGCCUGAAGGACGAAGUUGAUGACGAGGGAAGCCCUAGCAGCCCUAGCACUAUUGGAAAGAACAGUGACAGAGUGGCGCGGUGA
Molecule: messenger RNA, 1839 nt
Organism: Colletotrichum costaricense
Lineage: Eukaryota; Fungi; Ascomycota; Sordariomycetes; Glomerellales; Glomerellaceae
Exons: 5
Coding region: 1-1839 (612 amino acids)
Source: RefSeq, a predicted model, not a curated record